Messenger RNA from Colias croceus (clouded yellow), 909 nucleotides. RefSeq lists its product as uncharacterized. Lineage: Eukaryota; Metazoa; Arthropoda; Insecta; Lepidoptera; Pieridae. The record is from RefSeq and is a predicted model, not a curated record. The transcript has a single exon. Bases 1 to 909 code for a protein of 302 amino acids.
AUGCACCUGGCAUUCUGGACAAAUCCACUGGGUAAGAAAGGUGGAGACAAUUCAACUACUCCGGCGCGCUCUAACGCAGUUAUAGAAAAUAGUCGUAAACGAAAGAAAGUGGAACAUCUCAACAGCCCCCUAACCCAGGCAUCUAUUGAAACUUCCAAUUACUCUUCUGAUGUGCAGGUCCUUACAGAAGAAAUUCGUCUUCUUCGUGAGACUGUGUUGACUUUUAAGAACGACAUGGCAAGUUUUGUGUCGUCACUUGCUCUCUGCGAAAAGAAUCUAGAAGAUAUUAAAGCUGUUCAUUCCUCAAAAAUACAAGAGCUUGAAGCUAAACAACGUGAAAAUGUUGAACUUAAAUCUACAAUUAAUUAUUUGCGCCAAGAGCUAGAUUUUCGUUCGCAGGCUUUCCUAAUAAAUGAACUGGAAGUAAUAGGAAUCGAGGAGGAAUCUUCGGAAAACCCCAUUCAUUUAGCUAUGACUACAGCCAACAAAAUAGGAGUGAAUAUAACGGAAAACGAUCUUGAUAGUGUCACAAGAGCGGGUCCACGACACCACAGUAAAGACUCAAAUUCUGAUUCCAAUUACCCAGCUCAACCUCGACCACUUAUAAUCCGCUUCACUCGCAAAAUCGUUCGUGACUUGUUCCUAAAAGCUGGAAGAUCUCGUAGAACAUUGCAUAGUAAGGACAUUGUUGGACAUGGGCCGGAGCGAAAGGUCUACGUAAACGAACGUCUAACACGCGAAAAAAGGCAGUUAUUUCGAGACACUAGAAGAGCAGCCUCCGAUGCUAACUUUAAAUACUGCUGGAUUAAAAAUGGUUCCAUCUAUAUUCGUAAACGCACUGGGAGUCCAGCAAUUAAAAUCCAAUCGAGCGACGAUUUGCUUCGUAUGCCUUUUCAUUCUGCUAACUAG